CACCGCACAAAAAUAUUUAAAUAAUUUUAUUCCACACCUCAACUUCUACUCUCAACACCAAAUAUUAUUCUCUGCGCUCGAUUUCAGCCGCUACAAGCCUGGCCAACUACAACUGGAAUUUAGCCUUCCAACAUCCACUACACACAUACACAGUCGCAUACGCCGUCAGCUCAAACGCUUUUCACUAGACCGCAGGCUACACUCUCUCUUUCGGUGCACAAGCUGCGUUAACGUUCCUCACACACACGCUCAAAACUUCGCAAACAGCACUCGUUCAAUGUCGGCAAUAACGAUUUUCCCCCUCCAAUACCGUUACCCGACCGGUGUUCCAGUACGACAUGUGAAUAGACCAUGCCGCAGCAGCUGUCGCUUCGCAGCCUCAGUCGUUUGGAAUCCUUUCGUGUGUCUGCGCGUCCGCAAAACGAGUGCGCGUGUAAAGCUGAAUUCAUCCAGUGGUGAUUACCUUCCGUAACGUUGCGACUAUUGAAUAUAUUAAUAGCGGUUGCUUGAGAACGAACAGCUGUCGUACAGUCCGAGAAAUCUCGAAAUCCGAAGCAGCGCCCGCACACGAAAGUGUGUAAUUAACCGCUACAUUUAUCUGCAUGUAAUACAAAAUAAUUUAAAGUGCACAAAAAAACAUUGAUUAUCAAUUAAAUCACUGUGAUUAAGGUAAAAGAGAAUAAUACAAAAAACCAUAAUAAUGCUAAGUGUGCAUCUAACCGCAAAAACGUUUAAGUGCCAAUAAGCUAAAACACACGUGCCAGUUAAAAGCCAACGAGGCAGAAGUCAAAAUCGCCUUGGUUUCAGCCCGAACAUUCCGCGGCUGUAAACCCACUCAGUGCCACAAAGGAAGGGUGAUUUUAGCGCAGUGAAGUAUAGCUAUAUUGAUCAGGAAUUUAAAAUGUGUGUGUGUGCAAAAAUGUGAGUUCAAUACGCGCAAUAAAAAAUCGAAGCGAAAUAAAGUUACAAAUCAAUAGAAGUGAAAAGUGCCAGAAAAACACGACUGCACCGUAGACACUCACAGCUCAAGUAGGGGCUGCGACAAACGAGGAAAAGUGGAAAUUCAGUACGCACGAAUACUCGCAGUUCAAAGGCGGCAAUAAAACAAUAACAACAAAACGCAACAAAAAGUCUAUAUAAAUCAAAAGUCAAAGUGGCAAAUGAGUGAUGUCGCCGAGCAAAACCAAAAAGAGGUCGAAAGACUUGCUGUUACGUAGCCUCUGAAAUCGAACUGUGGAAAAGUAAAGCAACUUUGUUGUAGCGGGGCUUGGGGCCUGCGCUGAAUGCCGCUCAAAUUGAAACCUAACUAAGCGUUAACACAGCAACAAGAACAACAAGAUCAAGCGCAAACGAAACACACGCAAUCAGGAGGAAUGUUUGGCAAGUGUGGAAACUAAAGCACAAAGCAAACAAUAAUGAAAAUUAUAAGUGGGUUGCACGUGAGCCGAGUGUAGAAAUGAUAAAGCAAAGUUUGCACACAUUUAAACUUCAGUUACAGCAGCGCGAGCUCUUGAUUUCGCACAGAAAGUAGCUGACCAAAGCAAAGUGAAUCAAAUACAUUUGCAACGCUAACUGGAGCGUAGCAUUGAGUGGAGCGAACUAAACCGUUAAGCGGGUAUAAUACAAAGUGCGCUCAUAUGUGUGACUAUUUGCAGGAAAAUAUAAAUAUAUGUGAAAUCAAAAAAUGGAAAGAAAGCUGUUUAAAUAAUAGAAAGCAAAACAAACUAUGUGAGAAAGUGCAUGUCUUCGAAUAUAAAGAAAAUGUUAUUAAUAAUAGAGAUCAGAGCAAAAGCAACAAAAGUUGUCAGGCUACAAACUUACACAAAAGAAAAUAAAGCAAAAACUACUAACAAGACCGCAGAGUAGGAGGCACAAAGCCGCCGAAUCAACAAUUGAGUAAAUUUCGUCUGUUUGCACGUGCAAACCAACAACAAAAACCAGCUUCAGAUAAAGGACAGUCAUAGCCGCUAUCUGAGCCACACAACAACAGUUUCGAGAACAAAACUGCCAAUUUUCCCAACCAACAAACAAAGCUAAAAUUAAUGCAUUUGAAAAAAUCCCAAACUAUUUUCGGCCCAAAUCAGACUUUCAGUCAGCCAAGAAUAACAACAACACAAAAAUGCAACUCAGCGUUAGACUAAAAUUCAACACACCGCUUAGAUAGAAAAAGCUUAAACGCCACAACAACAUUAGCAUAGCCAAAAACAGCGAACCAAAGAAGAAAAACUUUCGAAAUGUUUCAAGACAAGCGCGCGCAGCAUGCGUUUGAAGCGCGCUUUAUUGAAGAAAAACGCAUCUAUACUACAACAACACACGCACGGAUUUACGAAAAUAUGACCAAAUGCCGAGCAAUGCACAACACUACAAAUACACCUAGCCGGAUCAACAAAGCUGGUAAAGCCACUUGUCAUUUAACGAACUUCACCCAGCGUUUGCUACAUUUCAUGUUGUCAACAGUCGCUGCACUGUUGGUGGCGAAUGUAUUUUUACCGCACUUGGCCGAGGCCUCCACACUGGAGAUCUAUAAAAACGCGCGACUCGGCCAUCGCAUUGUACAGACCCGUUAUGGGCGCCUACAUGGCCUAAUCUUACCGUUGGAUAAUUUUCGCUUUCUGCGCUCGGUAGAGGUGUUUCUUGGCGUACCAUAUGCGACGCCACCGACAAAACAAAACCGGUUUAGUCCGACACGUGCACCCGCACCAUGGGACGGCAUACGCAUUUCGGACAAAUACAGCCCGGUUUGUCCGCAACGCUUGCCGAAUAUACAAAACGAGACAGCGGCGUUGGAAAAAAUGCCCAAAGGACGCCUGGAGUAUUUGAAAAGGUUGCUGCCAUAUUUGGAAAAUCAAUCAGAAGACUGCCUCUACUUGAAUAUAUUCUCGCCAAAUAAUGCGGGCGCCAACGAAAAGAAAUUGCCCGUAAUUGUGUUCAUACACGGCGAAUCGUUCGAGUGGAGUAGCGGAAAUCCUUACGACGGCAGCGUGUUAGCGAGCUAUGGCGAAGUGGUCGUUGUAACGCUUAAUUACCGCUUAGGAAUUCUUGGCUUCCUGAAUGCUAACCCGAAUCCGCAGGCACACGCGCGUGUUGCUAAUUACGGGCUCAUGGAUCAGAUGGCCGCGCUGCAUUGGAUACAGCAAAACAUACAGAAAUUCGGUGGUGAUCCGAAUGCGGUCACCUUAGCAGGGCAUGGCACUGGCGCCGCAUGUAUCAACUUCCUCAUGACUUCGCCGACCAUGGUGCGUGGGCUCUUCCAUCGCGCCAUACUCAUGUCCGGCUCGGCGUACUCGUCGUGGGCGCUGGUUGAGGAUCCCGUGUCAUUUGCUAUCAAGUUGGCCAAGGAGGUGAACUGUUCGAUACCGGAAGAUUUGAAUAAGCACCACGAGCAGAUAGUCGAUUGCCUGCGCGAAGUGCCGUUGGAGGAUUUAUAUGCAGCGGACAUACAAGCGCCGAGCUUUCUGACAUCCUUCGGACCAUCGGUUGAUGGCGUCGUUAUACGACCCGGACACUCCAAUUUCGAUAUCGAUGAUUUAAUGAUGCGCAGCGCCAAACGUGCCUCAGCAGAUGGCGGUGGCGGCGGCAAUGGAUUCUUUGGUAGCAGCGCUUACACAGGUGGCCCGGGUGGAGGCAGCAGCUUUGGUGGUGGAGGUGGCGCUUCUGCCAACGGUGGCAGCGCCAAUGGCGGCAGCAGCUCUGCAGGUGGCGUUUACUACAGCGCGUUAACGGCAAACUAUGCGAGCAUGAGCAGCGGCGCCAACCUCGGUUUGGGCGGCAAUGGCGCCCACUAUGACGUGCUUUUCGGUGUGGUGACUGGCGAAUCCAUAUGGCGUUUCAGCGCACACGACAUUCAGAACGGUUUCGAGGGCGAGCGACGCGAUAAGAUUAUUCGCACUUAUGUACGGAAUGCCUACAAUUAUCAUCUCAAUGAGAUUUUUUACACGAUCGUUAACGAGUACACCGACUGGGAUCGUACGUCGCAGCACCCGAUUAAUACACGCGACACCGCUGUGGCAGCGCUGUCGGAUGCGCAAUUCGUAGCGCCCAUCAUACGCACCGGUGACCAAUUGGCCGCCAAUUCGCCGCCGCCCAUAUCGAGCAGCAGCAGCUCAGGUGGCGGCACGUCUUCAGCAUCGACCGCUGCGGGUGCACAAUCGGGACGCUGUUACUUCUACGUUUUCGACUAUCAGACAAAGGACGGCGAUUAUCCACAGCGCAUGGGCACGGUACAUGGCGAGGACUUGCCCUAUAUAUUUGGUGCACCGCUCGUGGAUGGUUUUAGUCACUUUCCACAGAACUAUACGAAAUCGGAGAUAGCCCUGUCCGAGGCGGUGAUAAUAUUCUGGACAAAUUUCGCCAGAACUGGCAAUCCGAAUGAGCACCAUCGUCAGGACUCCGUGCUACCCGCCUCCAAAGAGCGUAAUCGCUUCCGCAGCACCAUUUGGGAAAAUUAUGAUCCGCUGCAUCAAAAGUAUCUGGAAAUCGGCAUGAAGCCUCGCAUCAAGAACCACUUCCGGGCACACCAGCUCUCUAUUUGGCUACGCCUCAUCCCAGAGUUGCAUCGCGCCGGCAUGGAGGAUGUCAUUACGCGUCACAAUUUAUUUAAAAAUCAUGAUGACAUGAAUUUGUAUGAAGGGCCCGUGAAACCGGAUCCCUUCGCUUCGACGCGCUUGCUACUCAUCGAUGAUGCGCUGCUGCGAAAGGCUGGACGUGGCGGCAACCUGACAGGCAGUUACAUAAGCGGCGUCUUGGGUGUGACCACCGUGGAGCCGAAUAUGUUCACCACAUGCAUACCCAUCGGCGGCAAUUACACACCCGGUGCUGGCGCAGCCACCAGCGGCGCGUUCGCUCCCAACACAUUGGCCAACUCCUCGACCGACUCACUGUCCUCUGGAUUUGAGGCAGCCGGCUAUGCGGCAUACUCUACGGCACUAAGCGUGACCAUUGCCAUCGGUUGCAGUCUACUCAUCCUCAACGUGCUCAUAUUUGCUGGCGUCUACUACCAGCGCGACAAAACACGGCUGGAGGUGAAGACUUUGCAGAAGCAAUACCAGCAACGCAGCAUGCACCAGCAAGUUCCCUAUCCACCCGAUCCCAUUAAGCACGCGCACUACCACAUGGGACAUUCGCAGAGUGCAAAUGUUAUUGUAGACGUGGAGAAUCAUGGUGGCGACCCCAGCGCUAUGUUAUUGGCCGCCGCGGCAGCAGCCGCAAAUGCAGCGGACGUUAAACCACCACCAUCGCAUAUUUGCGCAAACACCGGCAUGCAGAUGGGCGGCUCAGUGCAACAACAACAAGCAGGUGGCAGCAGUAUUGACCUCUGUGGUAUAGCAUCCUCGGCCGCCAAGCAACAGCAGCAGCAGCAGCAACAUCAACAACAACAGCAACAAGGCGGCACUAUUAUGGUCAGCGGGUCGCCAGACAUAUCCGGCGGGCUAAUGGGCAGUGGUGGCAGCUGCAACGUGACCUAUAGCACGACAACUAAACAGCAGCAUCAACAACAACAACAGCAACACAUACAACAACAGAUACAAAGAGAGCACAUGCAAAUCAAAGGCAUGAAUUCACAAACAUUCGGACGCAUCGCGACAAGCGGCAGUGGCAGCGGUGGUAGCGCAGUCACAAUGACCAGCAAUAUCGCGUACAAUGCCGGCAUGAUGACGCUCCCUAAGGCCGGCGCAUUACAUCACACCAACUCCGUGAAUUACGGACGCAAUUCAGGUGUGAGUGGCGGUGCUGUUGGCAACUCCGGCAAUGGCGGUGGUACCAGCAUAACGGCAGCGCUGCUCGACUCACGUGGCAAUUUAUUGCUAACUAGUGGCGCAGGCGUAUCUAUGGGUGAUUGCAUGACAUUGCCCAGGAACCUCGCUGCCUCUGCAGCACGGCAUAGCACCGUGACAGACGCUCAACAGCAGCAACAACAAUAUCAACAACAACAAGUCGGCGGUAAGCAUCAACCAAAUGGCAGCGUCAUGACUGGUGUGAGUGCCCAGCAGCAACAUAUACGAGCACCACGCCCACCAAUACGCACAGCCUCCUCUGCGCUCACCAGUGGCAGUGGCAAUGGCAGCGGCAGCGGAGGGGUCGUCAACAGUGGUGGCGUGGUAGUUAGCGGCAAUUCGGCCAUUUUGAACAAUCUCAUCGAUCAGACGCCAUCGAACGGUAGCAGUAGCAGCGGCGUCAGCAGCGCACCCUCCAGUAAAGGUCACUCACAUCAUCACCUGCAUGCGCAUGCGCACUCGAACGCCAUUGCCGACAGCAUCGGUCUGACGACCACAACGUCAAGCGGUAGCGGCGGCGGCAGCAACAGCAUACAUGCCCAGCAACAAGUGCCACAGGCGGCGAUCGAUGAGAUGCGCGUCUGAUAGGUGUCGGUAUUCGAGCUGGAAUUAUAGUCUUCUUGCUCAAGUGAUCAGCUGAAUACGGACAUGCACGAAGAAGAUUUCACCGCAAAUAAGCAGGCGGAAAAGGAAGACGAGGUAGACGUAUACGCGCCAGCACAACCAUUCUGUCAGCAAUCGAUGGCCCUGCAACGCCUGCAAUUCGCGCAUUCAGCAUCGGUGGCGUCCGUGGCAUCAAUGUCACCGGCAACAACACCGCCACUUUCAUCGCUGUCGCCAACUCAAGCUGCCGCCACAUCAACAAAUGUAUUGAAUAAGAAACAGAAACAACAGCAACAACAACAGUAUCACCAGUCACCAAUAAAAAGCUCAAGCACGUCGACAGCCCAGCCAAUAAUUUCAGAGCCCACAGUAGUGGCUUACCAGCAACAACAACAACUGCUGCCAUACAGACAGCACGCACACCGAAUCACACACCAGCAACGACAACCACAACAAUCGCAAGCAGAGCAAAUGAUUUCCGCAACCGGUGUCAGCGCCUCAGCGGCCGCAGCUUAUAAACGGCAACAACAAAAACUGCGAAAACUACGCGAACUGCACUCACUCGCCUUGGAGGGUGGCGACACGGCGCGCGGUUAUUGCUCCUGCGACGAGCAAUGGACCUCAUCAUCGCCGACCACUUCCGGCUCGCCAACACUCUCGUGCACCGAAGGACACGAAAAGACAUCCGACGGAAGUGAAGGCAACGAAACAGCAACAGUAGCAACAAAGACCGAACGGGUGACAGGAAACGCGUACAAACAAAUGAACGUGACAACAGGGCAUGGCCGAUUGGCAGUCGGCGGUAAUGACGCUGGUCACAGCCGGACAUGGCAACCACCCAAUCGCAACAGCAACAAUACUAAGAACAACAGCAUCGAUGGUGGUGGCAACAUUUGGUCGGGGACUCGAGCAAAUGAGGUCGCCAAGGCAGCAGCGGCCGUGGUGGCGGCAAAGGCAGCUGCCUCAGUAACGUCGACAAAGACGACGUCCAUGUCGGCUGGUGCGUUACGCCCUGUACCGGCAUUACGCCUCAAGCAACAGCACCAUGUGCGCUUCUCGGACGAAAAGAAUUUUUCCGAUUAGUUUGUUACAGCGUCGAGAAAACGGACACAAGUAGAAAGUAAAAAACAAAAUUGAGGGCAAAACUGAUGAAGACAAAUAAAAAUGACUGAGCAAACUAAUUGGCGUAGAAGGGCGAAUGGCGGCAAUGACUCGGUUUCAUACAAAGGCAAAGCAAAUUCUUUGUGCCGCAGGUAGCUCAAAAAGUAUUUGAUAUUUUAAGGCAGAAAUAUUUCAUUUUAGGAUUACGUACAAAAAGGUUGCGCCGACGUUCCAUUUUUUUUACACGGUCCACGCCGUUCCAGUAUCUUUACAGCCCACUUGGACCUAAGAAUAUGCUGAUUGUAUAGUAUAUUGCCUAUAGUGUGAAUACGCAUGUCCAAAUAUACAUUCCAUACACUUGAGUAAAGACCGAAGAUUAACUUAAAGUCUAGACAGGCGCGACGAGAAAACGUCACAAAGCAAGAUAUAACAAUGCAUUGUUAAAACAGAUAGAAGAUCUUUUUUAAGUGAGUGAUGGGAGGACGCCAAACCACACAUUUUUUUACAAGAGAGCAAAAAUGUUAAUUAACCGGACUUCCAAAACUUAUCUCUCGACUUUGACUCGGAAGUUAUAAACGGAACUGCAAUGGAUAUUCAGACCAGGAAUUCAACCCAGUUAUAAUUGUGAGAAUGUAGUAACGUUCUUUCUGAUUUUAUUUACAAAAAUUGGACUAAGAUCUAAGAUCUCUCCAUACUAUGAGUCCCUUUAAGACUAAAAAAACUCGUACCCUUCUUCCAGAUUAGAGUUCAAAGAACUAUUAGCAGCCCAAGUUUUCAGUAUCGGGUAGUAUAAAGGUAAAAAAUAUCAAAACACAAAAUGCCUUUAACGUUGAGGUAAAAUAUCAAAAUUUUCAGAUCGAUAUCUCAAAUAAGAGAGACUAGUUCGCAUACAAAAAGACAAAGAGGCAGAAGGACAUGGCUAAAACGACGAGUGCAGGUCUUUUAUAUAGUUAUAUAGUUUAAAGGUCUCUGACCCUGGCAAUGCUCCGUUCAGGGUAUAUAUAUUAUUUAACGGAAUGGCUAUGUGAGACUAGUUUAAAUUUUCCCCUUAACACAAACCGACUUUCGAACUGAAAUUUAAAGCAUUUGCUAUUGUCUAGAAACAACAACAAAUACACAAUGAGAACAUUAAUGAAUAUUUUUCAGAUUUCUAAUACACAAAAAAAAACACAAACAAAGCGCCAAAAAAGAAUUGCACAAUAAAGCUGUAAAAACAAGCGCUAAUUUUUCUAUUUGGUUUUUGUUUAGCAUUUUUAUUUUUAUACUAAAUACAAACUAACAAUAACAACAACAUACACAGUUUUUCACAAACGCACCGAAAAAAAACUAAAACAAUGACAAUACACUAAGAGGAAACUAGAAAGGAAAAAGUGGCAAGGACACACGUUAUUUCCAAUUAAAAUUAUUCGACAAAUAUAAAUGAAAAACCAAAACAAAGCACGAAAGCGAAAGCGAAAGCAUAAAAAAUGAGGAAACAAGAAAUUUUACACUAAAAAUACAAAACUGAUUCUCAAACAACAACAAGCAAAUAAAAGUUUGUAUUGCCAAAAGUUUAAAAAAAACCAACGUAGAGAAGUAAUCAUCGGCAGGUGAACGCCAAAAUGUGCAUAACUGUAAAAACUUGCUGGCGUGAAAAACUAAACCAGAAAUUUUCAAGUAUUCACGGCCAAAUGCUUAUAUGUACGAUGCAAGCAUAUGUAGCUAUACAAAAGUUUUCUUGCACGCGUGUGUUGUUGUAUUUUGCUUAAUCGAUGCAAUAAUGUGUUGUUAGUACCCAUUGAUCCCCCUGUUCAUUUGAAAUCCAGCCGUUUUGUUGCCAAAAAACUAUUUCACUUCAAACUAUUUCACUCACCUUCAUUUACUCACGUUUCGGGUAAAAGUUCUGCUUCCGCUCUAUUUUGUUUGAUUUCUCUUCUGUUUCGUUAGCAAUUUGCUGUGUGGCCACCUGCAUGAACAAAAAAUAAAUAAUUUAAGCGUGAAUUGUAUGCUACCACUACUUUUUUGCUCCACCAUUUUAGAAACCGCUACCCCAGUUUGGUAUUUUGCCCAUUCACCAGUGCCUCUUAAACUGUCCACCGCAUUAGGGCAGCUGCAUUUGUUAUUGAUAUUGUUUUUUUUCAGUUGUUGCUAAUGCAAAAGUUCUAACGUGUUUUAAUAGUGGUGCGCACUGAUUUUGAAAAGGUUAAUGAAAACAAAGGAAACACCAAUUUUGGGGUUUCAACGUAAGCGUGUAUCGCCCACUGAUUGCUUUCAUCAGGCUUUCAAACUUUCGCUAACAAUUUAAAACUGCAAUGAAGUCAAUUAGCAAACUGUUUGGCGCAAUUGAGUAGGAAUUUCCAAAAUUUUGAUUCAUUCGGUACACGGUUUACCGCUAGAUUGACCUGUCGAAACACAGUAUUUAAAUUAAACGUGAAAACUCAGUUUUCAAUUUUCCUUCACACUUUUGAUACAACGGCAUAUGCUUUACUACCUAUCUAGCGAGCAAGAGUAGAGAACUAAGCAUGCUGGCGAAAUUGGUACACCCAGUGCGGCUAUGGCACCUGUUAUGAUUAGAUGAAAUAACGCGUUUCUUCAAAUAGUCAGCAACAUUAUGGAUUUCACUAGAACUAACACAAAGCACGGUAGGAAGAAUAAGCGGUUUAUAGAAGGAAUUUAAUCUAAGAAUACUAAAACCAAGCGCCGCUGCAAAGUAAACAGUCGACAUAUAUUUCUUCCUUGUACCAUAAAGUACAUUUAAUUGGAUAUCAGCAGCAACUGUUGGAGCGUUUCAUGGAGAGUUUAGGUAUAAUAUCUCGCUCUACAAUUCUGAUUACUGUAGGUUUUAUUUUUCGCAAAUGCCGAUUAGGUAACACCUGAAAGCCUGGAUUAAUUAUUAGACCUUAUUAGAUAUUUUUGCGAAAAUUUGUGCUAGAAACAUGUCUGCCAAUGACAAGCAGCGAAGACACCAUUCACUCACCUCUGCGCCUGUCUUUUUUCGUUUUAUAUUAAAUGUUCGUGGUGUUUAACUAAAGCCGAACUCAUAUUGUGCUGAUACAACAAAACCGUGAAAUCGAGGGUGAAUUUCGAGAGCUACAAAACAAUUUGCUCAAAAUAUUUACAAACAUGAAACGAAGUUUGUAGUAAAAUUAAGAAAAAGUAUAAAGUAAAAAUAAUAAUUGUAGGUGAAUGAAGAUGUAUGAAAACCAAAUUAAGUUUAAGUAAAACUCCUAGACUGCACCGAAAACAUAACUGAAAUAUAAAUUUAUUACAAUACUUAAAAAAUAACAACAAAAACCAGCAUAGUUUAUAAGCAACUUUUAAUUGUAGCAGGAAUGAAGAUAUGGUUGCCAUAUAAGUAAUUGUAAAAUUAAUGUAAAUAUUAAAAAAAAAAUUAGAUCAAAUUGAACUUUAAGCAAAAUCUAAUAAAUAUAUAUGUACUUGUAACUAUAAUGUGGUUGGAAGUUUAAUUCAAACAUAUAGGUAUGUGUGUGUUUACUAUAACGGUAUUCCAUGUCAAAACACAAUAAUUUAAGUGUAUCAAUAAUAAAUAGCUAAAGGACAGUUUAUCUCAUUAAGCAUAUAAGUGUAAAGAUUUAAGUGUAGUUCAAUUUAAUCAAAUAGUCUAAAAAAAAAGUAAGUGAAAUUUAAAUGGAAAAAUCUAAUAAAAAACGCUCUUAAAAAAAUUAAGCAAAUAUUUCUGAGUGAGAAAUUAAACUGACUUGUUACCGUUGCACACAAGAUUUAUAUACAUUAUUUAUAUACAUAAGGACAUCCGUUAUUUCCCACUUGAUUUUUUAUUUUUUUUGUUUGCAGACGCCGCGUGAAAUUUCAGGUUUUGUCCUAAAAAACGGAUCCAAAGUAAACAAGUUCUUUUUUUUCAAUUUAAACCAUACCUAAAUCGUAUUACUUGUUCCGUUUUUGAAAUGGAUUUUUAAAAAUUUUGCAUAAAACAAAUAAACCUACAACUUUUGAAAAUAGGUUUUUUAAAUAAAAAAUUUAGUGCUCUACAAAAAAGUCAUGUUGAUUAAUUCAAUAGAAACAUUCAUUUAAAAAUUAUACGCAGUUAAAGUUAUGCAUCAAAUGCACUGUACAUAUUCCUACAGUACACCAUACCGUAUGAGCAACAUAUAAUUUAUAUGGCGCUUGUAUGAAUACUAAGUACAUUUGAUGCAUAACUUAAACAGUGUAUAACUUUUAAAGCAAUAUUUUUAUGGAAAACACCAACCGGACCUGUUUUGUAGAGCAGAAAAUUUUGUAUUAAAAUAUAAUUUUUUCAAAGUUGUAGACUUGCUAGCUUUAUGCGAAACACCAAAAAAUCCGAUAUUAUAUACAUACACGCGAAAAGAAACAUGAUUUAGACAUUAAUUGAAAAUAAAGAGCUUGUUUCCAUUGAAUCAUGUAUUUUAAUCAAAAACUGAAGCUUCUAUCGGCAUUUGUAAACAAGUCAACUUGGAAAAAACGGACACCCUAAAAUACAUAUAUAACGAUAUAUUAUUUUAUAUAACCAUGCAAUUCAAUAAUUUUCAAUAAACUACUUGUUAUUUUGUGCAUAUAAUUUGCAUGUAAAAACAAGUGAAAUAUGUUAUGACUAAUUAAAGAAUAAAUGUGUUAUAGCUUUCUGAAAGUAUCUACUUAUAAUAAAAAUUUACAUGUACAUACAUUUAUACAAACAGCAUACAAUGAUACUAAAGAAACUGUGAAACUAAUUAAAUAUAUCAAAGGCAAAACUGCAUAAUCUAAUUGUAUGUAAUUUGUUUAGUCAUAAAAUGCGAUAAAAGUGUGCAAAACAAACUCAUAAAUAAAUAUAUGUAUGUACUCGUAUGUAGUUAAAUAUUUAAUUGAAUCAGAGCGCAUAAAUUUUGAGAAAGUAGAUGAAAAAGCAAAAAAUUAAAUUAAAAUAAAAAAAUACUUCUAUAAAUUUUCAUAAAUGUAUAACGGAAAAGUUACCAAUAUACCCUACACAUACACAAAAAGAAACCUUAAAAAGCAUACCAAAAAAAAAUUUACUUUUAAGCAGUGACCAAUAAACUAAGCUGACUAUUAAAUAAAAUAUAAACAUUAAAACUUAGCAAAUACGUUAGCUAAUUAUUGUUAUAAUUAAAAUUAAUUGAAAAAUAGUUGUAAGUUUUUAAAUAUGUUUUUAAUAAAGCAAAAUCGAGGAAAAUUCAGACUAAUUUCGACUUGCGCAAAGCAAAUAGUGAUUGUAAAAUUUCCUAUUAAAGCCUAGAACAAAUUUAAAAAAAUUUACUUAAGCUCUCGUUUUGUUUACUUUAGACGAAAAUUUAAUCAAGUUUUUGCCGCAGAAUAAACAGAAAUUCAAAGCAGAAUCUGCAUAUUUUAUACUCUAAAACUGUACUUUUCUUUGUGGGCAACAUUUUUUUAACGCGAAACUGCAAUAUAAAAAUAUUACAUUUUUUAGACUAUAAUUAUGUUGUUCUUAUUUUUGUUAUUUUACUCCUUAUUUUCAUACAGGCAUUGCCACAAAAGUUCAUAAAACAAUUUGGAAAAAUACAUAAAUGAGCAUAAUAAUUCAGUAUAAUCGCAUAAGUGCAUAGCAGUGAGAGAAAUAUUAUGAAAAAUACUAUAAAAUGAAAUGAAAAAAAAAACGAGAAUUCAACAAGCGAAAGAUCAGCGAAUUAACACGUGACAUAAUUGAAAAAUAAACAAAACUUGAAUUAUCAAAAAAUAUA
This is a messenger RNA of Bactrocera oleae (olive fruit fly), 13147 nucleotides long. RefSeq names its product Neuroligin 4 (gene Nlg4). Gene Ontology annotation, biological process: presynaptic membrane assembly; modulation of chemical synaptic transmission; chemical synaptic transmission. Gene Ontology annotation, molecular function: neurexin family protein binding; signaling receptor activity. Lineage: Eukaryota; Metazoa; Arthropoda; Insecta; Diptera; Tephritidae. The record is from RefSeq and is a predicted model, not a curated record. Gene Ontology annotation, cellular component: synapse; plasma membrane; postsynaptic membrane.